ACUAGGUCCCCAGGCUCUGGGGGUUGGGCGUGGGAGUAGCCCUAGCUGAGCCUCGGAAGUCCUCCUGGACUGUUCGGGGGCCCCAGGCGGUAGCCACGUUCUGAUUCUGGCUUGAAGCCAGGGGAGGGAGCUUGGGGUAAGGGGAGGGCCCUGAGGGAGGGGUCAGGCUCCUGAGGAAAGAGUUAAUGGGAAGAGGGGGAGGGGAUAGGACGAAGAGAUCGAAGGGAAGGCUCAGUUUCAUUUCCACCAACCCUCCUGCCUGGGCCGCAGCCGCCGCCGCGAUGCCCAGUAAGUUCAGCUGCCGGCAGCUCCGGGAGACGGGCCAAUGCUUCGAGAGUUUCCUGGUCGUUCGGGGACUGGACAUGGAGACAGAUCGCGAGCGGCUGCGGACCAUUUAUAAUCGGGACUUCAAGAGCAGUCUUGCCUCCAGCAAAUCCAUCCUCCAAUCCUGAUGCCAGAGUGAUCUGAAAUGCAGAUCUGAUCUUGCCACUCCCCUGCUUAAAACCCACCGCCUGGUGGUUCUGUAACCGCAGUGUAGCAUCUGAGGCGGGCUGAAAGCACAAAGCCAAGCUAUUUGAUCUCUGGAGAAGGAUCCUUUCCCUUCCUGCUUGGGUUCCACCUGCACCCUUUGACUUCAGCUUUGGGACCCCCGCCCCUGGCUUCUCCUCCAUGCUGUAUGGAAUGAAGUUUGCAAAUCUGGCCUACGUCACCAAGACACGGGUCAGGUUCUUCAGACUCGACCGCUGGGCUGACGUGUGGCUCCCAGAAAAGAGGAGAAUGAAGCUGGGGUCAGAUAUCAGCAAACACCACAAGUCACUGCUAGCCAAGAUCUUUUAUGACAGGGCUGAGUAUCUUCACGGGAAACAUGGGGUGGACGUGGAAGUCCAGGGGCCCCAUGAAGCCCGAGAUGGGCAGCUCCUUAUCCGCCUGGAUUUGAACCGCAAGGAGGUGCUGACCCUGAGGCUUCGGAACGGAGGAACGCAGCCGGUCACCCUCACCCACCUCUUCCCACUCUGCCGGACCUCCCAGUUUGCCUUCUACAAUGGAGACCAGGAGCUGCCCUGCCCGCUGGGCCCCGGUGAAUGCUAUGAGCUCCAUGUCCACUGUCAGACCAGCUUUGUGGGCUACUUCCCAGCCACGGUGCUCUGGGAGCUGCUGGGACCCGGGGAACCGGGUUCAGAAGGAGCUGGCACUUUCUACAUUGCCCGCUUCUUGGCUGCUGUCGCCCACAGUCCCCUUGCAGCACAACUGAAGCCCACGACUCCCUUCAAGCGGACUCGGAUCACUGGAAACCCUGUAGUGACCAACCGGAUAGAGGAAGGAGAGAGACCUGACCGCGCUAAGGGCUAUGACCUGGAGCUAAGUAUGGCGCUGGGGACGUACUACCCACCACCCCGCCUCCGGCAGCUGCUCCCCACCCUUCUUCAGGGAACAAGUAUCUUCACUGCUCCAAAGGAGAUUGCUGAGAUCAAGGCCCAGCUGGAGACAGCCCUCAAGUGGAGGAACUACGAGGUGAAGCUCCGGCUGCUGCUGCACCUGGAGGAGCUGCAGAUGGAACAUGACAUCCGGCACUAUGACCUGGAGUCGGUGCCCAUGACCUGGGACCCUGUAGACCAGAACCCCAGGCUGCUCACACUGGAGGUUCCCGGGGUGACCGAGAGCCGCCCCUCAGUGCUACGAGGGGACCACCUGUUUGCCCUUUUGUCCUCUGAGACACACCAAGGGGACCCCGUCACCUAUAAGGGCUUUGUACACAAGGUAGAAUUGGACCGUGUCAAGCUGAGCUUUUCCAUGAGCCUCCUGAGCCGCUUUGUGGAUGGGCUGACCUUCAAGGUGAACUUCACCUUUAACCGCCAGCCUCUGAGGGUGCAGCAUCGCGCCCUGGAGCUGACGGGGCGCUGGCUGCUGUGGCCCAUGCUCUUUCCUGUGGCCUCCCGUGGGGUCCCACUGCUGCCCUCAGAUGUGAAGCUCAAGCUGUAUGACCGGAGUCUGGAGUCAAACCCUGAGCAGCUACAGGCCAUGAAGCACAUUGUUAUGGGCACCACUCGUCCAGCCCCUUACAUCAUCUUUGGGCCUCCAGGCACUGGCAAGACUGUCACCUUAGUGGAAGCCAUCAAGCAGGUUGUGAAGCACCUGCCUGAUGCCCACAUCCUGGCCUGCGCUCCGUCCAAUUCGGGGGCUGACCUCCUCUGUCAGCGGCUCCGGGUCCACCUGCCCAGCUCCAUCUACCGUCUCCUGGCCCCCAGCAGGGACAUCCGCAUGGUGCCUGAGGACAUCAAGCCCUGCUGUAACUGGGAUGCAAGGAAGGGCGAUUACGUAUUUCCCGCCAAGAAGAAGCUGCAGGAAUAUCGUGUCUUAAUUACCACCCUCAUCACUGCCAGCAGGUUGGUCUCGGCCCAGUUUCCCAUUGAUCACUUCACACACAUCUUCAUCGAUGAAGCUGGCCACUCCAUGGAGCCUGAGAGUCUGGUGGCCAUAGCAGGGCUGAUGGAAGUCAAGGAAACAGACAAUCCAGGAGGGCAGCUGGUGCUGGCAGGAGACCCUCGGCAGCUGGGGCCUGUGCUGCGUUCCCCACUGACCCAGAAGCAUGGGCUGGGGUACUCACUGCUGGAGCGGCUGCUCACCUACAACGCCUUGUACAAGAAGGGCCCUGACGGCUACGACCCCCAGUUCAUAACCAAGCUGCUACGCAACUACAGGUCCCACCCCACCAUCCUGGACAUUCCUAACCGGCUCUAUUAUGAUGGGGAGCUGCAGGCCUGUGCUGAUGUUGUGGACCGAGAGCGCUUCUGCCGCUGGGAGGGUCUGCCUCGACAGGGCUUUCCCAUCAUCUUUCAUGGCGUAAUGGGCAAGGAUGAGCGUGAGGGCAAUAGCCCGUCCUUCUUCAACCCCGAAGAGGCUGCCACAGUGACUUCCUACCUGAAGCUGCUCCUGGCCCCCUCCUCCAAGAAGGGCAAAGCCCGCCUGAGCCCCCGAAGCGUGGGCGUCAUCUCCCCAUACCGGAAGCAGGUGGAGAAAAUCCGUUAUUGCAUCACCAAACUUGACAAGGAGCUUCGGGGAUUGGAUGACAUCAAGGACUUGAAGGUGGGCUCCGUGGAAGAGUUCCAAGGCCAAGAACGGAGCGUCAUCCUCAUCUCCACCGUGCGAAGCAGCCAGAGCUUUGUGCAGCUGGAUCUGGACUUCAACCUGGGUUUCCUAAAGAACCCCAAGAGGUUCAACGUGGCUGUGACCCGGGCAAAGGCCUUGCUCAUCGUGGUGGGCAACCCACUCCUCCUGGGCCAUGACCCCGACUGGAAAACAUUCCUGGAGUUCUGUAAAGAAAAUGGGGGGUACACCGGGUGCCCCUUCCCUGCCAAACUGGACCUGCAACAGGGACAGAACUUACUCCAAGGUCUGAGCAAGCUCAGCCCCUCUACCUCAGGGCCCCAGAGUCAUGACUACCUCCCCCAGGAGAGGGAGGGUGACGGCGGCCUGUCCCUGCAAGUGGAGCCAGAGUGGAGGAAUGAGCUCUAAAGACACGGCAGCGGCCUUCUCACACCAGCCAAGCCUUAAUCGCCCUCCCGACCCUGAACCAGAACCCAGCCAAGCUGCCCCUCCAAGGGACCGGAAGGCUGGGGGAGGGAGUUUACAACCCAAGCCAUUCCACCCCCUCCCCUGCUGGAGAGAAUGACACAUCAAGCUGCUAACAAUUGGGGGAAGGGGGAGGAAGAAAAACUCUGUAAACAAAACCUUAUUCUAUGCAAAAGCCUCCAUGUCUCCUC
This is a messenger RNA of Equus caballus (horse), 3761 nucleotides long. NCBI's taxonomy places the organism in Eukaryota, Metazoa, Chordata, Mammalia, Perissodactyla, Equidae. The record is from RefSeq and is a predicted model, not a curated record.